UGUUAGAUGAGCGUUCGAUUAUCCUCAUCCAAAGAAAAUAAAACAAAAAGCCUCUCAAUUUUUUCGAACCAACGCAAAACUUGAAAUAAGCUUGCGACAAACAGAUAACUUGUCGGUUAAUCAAACGCCACCGUAUCUCUUUCUUCUAUAUACAUUCCUCUCCCUCGCUCUUCCCCAAAAUAUUUCCAUAGAAAGCGAAGAAGCUUCAAACGACGACGUAGAGAACUAUGUCUUACGAUUAUCUUUUCAAGUACAUAAUCAUCGGUGACACUGGCGUAGGGAAAUCAUGUUUGCUUUUGCAAUUUACGGACAAGAGAUUUCAACCUGUUCAUGAUCUAACCAUCGGUGUUGAGUUCGGUGCUCGGAUGGUCACCAUAGAUGGCCGACCCAUCAAGCUUCAGAUUUGGGAUACUGCUGGGCAAGAAUCAUUCAGGUCCAUCACCAGAUCUUACUAUAGAGGAGCAGCAGGGGCUCUUCUGGUCUAUGAUAUAACCAGGAGAGAGACAUUUAAUCAUCUAGCAAGCUGGUUGGAAGAUGCACGACAGCACGCAAAUCCCAACAUGACAAUCAUGCUAAUUGGGAACAAGUGUGAUCUUUCUCACAGGAGGGCUGUUAGCAAAGAAGAGGGUGAACAGUUUGCAAAAGAAAAUGGGCUUUUGUUCUUGGAAGCAUCUGCGAGAACAGCUCAAAAUGUUGAGGAGGCCUUCAUAAGGACUGCUGCAAAAAUCCUUCAAAACAUUCAGGAAGGAGUCUUUGAUGUAUCCAAUGAGUCAUCUGGUAUCAAGAUCGGCUAUGGCCGUGCCCAAGGUCCAUCAAGUGCAAGAGAUGGAACAGUUGCUCAGAGUGGUGGCUGUUGUGGUUCAUAGAAUGGAAACAAUCUUUUACACGUAUUUGAUCCUUCUGUCCAAUUCAUUUCUACAUCACAUUGCUUUGAUGAAUAUAAUCCUUAAAGGUGUUGUUGAACUUAGCAAGAAAACUGAACUUAUAGAGCUAGUCUUUUCUUUUCUUUUCUGUUCUUUGUACUGAACUAGGAAUUCAUAUGUUACGACUCAUUUUAAUUUAAUUUGAAUCAUUUGCACUGUAACAUAUAAACGAA
This is a messenger RNA of Durio zibethinus, 1096 nucleotides long. Its product is annotated as ras-related protein RABB1b. The record is from RefSeq and is a predicted model, not a curated record. Gene Ontology annotation, molecular function: GTPase activity; GTP binding. Lineage: Eukaryota; Viridiplantae; Streptophyta; Magnoliopsida; Malvales; Malvaceae.